CAGCCCACCGCUGCCUCUGCUUCAGCACCAGAGCCCGGACAGCGGCGCCGCCCACGGGCAUGGACGGUGGUAGCAGCCCCAGUAGCUGCAGUGAUCCUCUCCUUGCUAGUUUCUGUACCGGCCAGCCCCGGCCUGAGGGGAAUACAUUAGCCCCAGAAGGCAGCCGCCGCUGGGACAAGUAGGAAGAGCCCCUCCGUAGAUUCCGCUGGAAGAUCUUCUCAGCACGCCUGCAUCAGGUCCCCGACCAAAGGCAUGGCUCCUGAGGCAAGCCCGGAGAGAAGCUGCUCCCUCCACACCUGUCCCCCUGAAGACCCAGCAGGUGCGGCAGUCUCGGCGCCCACAGUCUCCACCCUCCAGGCUGUAGACCCAACCAGCCCGCUAACAGCCGGACAUUUUGCCUUUCCUCGAGCACCUCAAGACUAUCAAGAAGGCAGUUCCUUACUAGGGUUGGGCGAUCAAGCCUCUCUGUGUGCUCAUGUCUCCAACCUCAGCACUGCCAUAGACCCCGCACAGCAUGACGGGGGCUGGAAGCCGCCUUCUGUGCAGCGCCAUGUGGUCAGUGUCAGGCAGGAACGCACUUUCCGGAUGCCAAAGAGUUAUUCCCAGCUGAUUGCCGAGUGGCCAAUGGCCGUGCUACUGCUGUGUCUGGCCUUCAUCUUCCUCUGUACCCUAGCUGGGCUGUUGGGAAGUCCUCCACUUGACUUUUCUGAGCCUUUACUGGGUUUUGAACCUCGAGACACAGAGAUCAGCAGAAAGCUGGAAGUCUGGAAAGCGAUGCAGGCCCUCACUGGCCCCAGGAAUCUGUUUUCUCUUUCCCCAGACCCUGAGAUGAACAGCUCAAACCUCCUCAGCACCCUGAGCCCUGCAGCCUGGGGCAGGGCUGAGGAGAGUGUGGUCCGGACCAAGAGGAUGGUGGAACCCAUGGAAGACAAAGAAGAGGAGAACUUCUUUUGUGGUCCUCCUGAGAAGAGCCAUGCAAAGCUGGUGUUUGUAUCCACCUCUGGAGGAAGCCUGUGGAACCUGCAAGCCAUCCACUCCAUGUGUCGCAUAGAACAGGAGCAGAUCCGCUCUCAUAUCAGCUUCGGGGCUCUGUGCCAGCGAUCGGCAGCCAAUGAGUGCUGUCCCAGUUGGUCCCUGGGCAACUAUCUGGCUGUGCUGUCCAACCGCUCCUCCUGCCAGGACACUACCCAAGCUGAUGCAGACCGCACGCUGGCCCUGCUUCGGUUCUGCGCCACCUUCUACCAUCGUGGUGUCCUGGUGCCUGCUUGUAUGGGCUCCGGGCAGAACAAGCCCCCGUUUUGUGCCCAAGUUCCCACCAAGUGUACCCGGAGCAGCGCUGUCUACCAACUCCUGCACUUUCUGCUAGACAGAGACUUCCUGAGUCCCCAGACUGCAGACUACCAGGUGCCGUCCCUCAAGUUCGGCUUACUCUUCCUGCCCAUUAUAAAGACCUCCUCCCUGCUAGAUAUUUACCUGGAUGGCCUAGCUGACCCCGUCAAGGUCUCUGACAACUAUACUUCUAUCAGUGGCAUGGACUUGGGCCUCAAGCCUAGACUGCUGAAGUACUACCUGGCCGAAGAUACCAUGUACCCCUUGCUGGCUCUGGUUGUCAUCUUCUUUGGUAUGUCCCUCUACCUGCGUUCACUCUUCAUCACGUUCAUGUCACUGCUGGGGGUGCUAGGCUCCCUAAUGGUGGCCUUCUUUCUUUACCAUGUUGCAUUCCGCAUGGCCUACUUCCCCUUUGUCAAUCUAGCCUCCCUCCUUCUGCUUAGUGGCGUCUGUGUCAAUUACACUCUCAUCUUCUUCGACCUGUGGCGCCUCAGCAGGGGCCAGGUGCCUUCCGGGGGUCUAGCGCAUCGUGUGGGCCGCACAAUGCACCACUUUGGCUACCUGCUUCUGGUCUCAGGCCUCACCACCAGCACGGCCUUCUACGGCAGCUACCUGAGCCGCCUGCCCACCGUGCGUUGCUUCGCCCUUUUCAUGGGCACUGCUGUACUAGUGCACAUGGGGCUCACACUACUCUGGCUUCCUGCCACCGUUGUGCUCCAGGAGCGCUACCUGGCACGAGGCUGUGUGUCCCAAGCGCAGGGCCAGAGGGGCGGUAGCGGCCCCUUGCGGCUGUUGCUGGCGUUGCACAGACGGAUCCGCAUUCUUCGCAGGAUUAUUUCCAUCCUUUCACGACUGCUCUUCCAGCGCCUGUUGCCCUGCGGCGUCAUUAAGUUUCGGUACAUCUGGAUCUGCUGGUUCGCGGCGUUGGCGGCAGGGGGCGCCUACAUCGGCGGCGUCAGCCCUCGCCUGCAACUGCCCAUUCUUCUACCACUUGGUGGCCAGGUCUUCCGGUCUAGCCACCCCUUUGAGCGCUUUGAUGCUGAAUACCGCCAGCAGUUCCUGUUCGAGGAUCUGCCUCCAAACGAGGGUGGCAACUUGCCAGUAGUUCUGGUGUGGGGAGUCCUGCCAGUGGACACUAGUGAUCCCCUGGACCCUCGCAGCAACAGCUCGGUAGUGAGCGAUCCUGACUUCGCACCCAGCAGCCCCGAGGCCCAGGAGUGGCUCCUGGCGCUCUGCCAUGGAGCCCGGAAUCAGAGCUUCUUUGGAGAUCAGCCAGAGGGUUGGCCUACGCUGUGUUUAGUGGAAACCCUCCGGCAGUGGAUGGAAAGCCCCAGCUGUGGCCGCCUGAGUCCCGAUCUAUGCUGUGGCCAGUCAGAAUUCCCCUGGGCCCCCCAGCUUUACCUGCACUGCCUCAAGAUGAUGGCUCUGGAGCAAAGUCCUGAUGGCACCCGUGACCUGGGACUCCGCUUCGAUGCUCAUGGCAACCUGGCCGCUCUGGUUCUGAAGUUCCAGACCAAUUUACCAUAUAGUACAGAGUACGGCCCGGUCCACCACUUCUACACCGAGGUCAGCCUCUGGUUGUCUACAGAGCUGGCCAAGGCACCUCCGGGCCUCAACCAGGGUUGGUUCACCAGCACCCUAGAGCUGUACAGCUUGCAGCAUAGCCUAAGCACUGAGCCUGCUGUGGUGCUGGGUCUGGCUCUGGCCCUGGCCUUUGCCACACUGCUCCUGGGCACCUGGAACGUUCCCCUGAGCUUGUUCUCUGUGGCAGCUGUGGCUGGCACCGUGCUACUUACUGUGGGCUUGCUGGUUCUACUCGAGUGGCAGCUCAACACUGCCGAGUCCCUUUUUCUCUCGGCCUCCGUGGGCCUCUCUGUAGACUUAACCGUCAACUACUGCAUCUCCUAUCACUUGUGCCCGCACCCCGACCGCCUGAGCCGCGUGGCCUUCUCCUUGCGCCAGACCAGCCGCGCCGCAGCAAUGGGGACCGGUGCGCUGUUUGCCUCCGGUGCGCUCAUGCUGCCUUCCACCAUUCUGCUUUAUCGAAAGCUAGGCAUCAUCGUCAUGAUGGUCAAGUUUGUCGGCUGUGGAUUCGCCAGCUUCUUCUUCCAGUCCCUGUGCUGUUUCUUCGGGCCAGAGAAGAACUGUGGGCAGAUCCUGUGGCCCUGUGCUCACCUGCCAUGGGAUGCCGGGACUGAGGAGCCUGAUGAGAAGGGACGGACAGGGCCACCCGGGUUCUCUGAGCACUAUGAGCUGCAGCCCCUUGCACGGCGCCGGAGCCCCAGCUUUGACACCAGCACAGCCACCAGCAAGCUGUCCCACCGGCCUUCCAUACUCUCUGAAGACUUGCAGCUGCAUGACGACAGCUGCUGCCACGGGCCGACACCCGUCCCUCCCUCCCCAAGGGAUCUGCUUCUGGACCACCAGACAGUCUUCAGCCAGUGCCCAGCCUUGCAGACUUCUUCUCCUUAUAAGCAAGCCGGUCCCAACCCCCAAACCUGGAUCAGGCAGGACUCCCAGGGACAGAAAGCUGAGCCCUUGCAGGCCCUGCCAGAAGGCCCUGCCCACUGCCCCAACCCCAAAGUUGAAGAGCUCCCGGACUCUUCAGCCAGCACCCUGGAGGGACUCAGCGCCUCUGAUGACACCUACGCCUCGGAGCCCAGUGCCCGUGUGCCAGAUUCUGUAGGCACCUCACCGGAAGCCAUGAAUGACACUGGACACCCGGUACUUGAGCGGGGCCAGCUGAACGGGAAGCGUGACACUCUCUGGCUGGCACUGAAAGAGACCAUCUAUGACCCAAAUCUGCCCAACUCUCACCAUUCUAGCUUAUCCUGGAAGGGCCGUGGGGGGCCGGGUGCCAUCAGCCCGGUGGUGCUUCCCAACAGUCAGCCAGAUCUUCCCGAUGUUUGGCUCCGUAGGCCUAGCACCUACACCUCUGGCUACAGCAGCUAGGAGAGCCCCUGUUGGUGAAAAUAAGGCAAAGGCCACACUAGCUUAGAGCCGGAAGGUAUUUCUCCACAUCGACAUGGUGUCUCACCCUCCAACUAUGGAUUCUCAACCCUGCCAGAUGUCCCAGCCUCCAUCUCUUUGCUACUUAACCCCUACAUCUGGAAUUCUCAGUGGGAGGGCCUUGCAAGGUGAUCAAGGUGAUACCAGGCUCUCCCUGUAAGGAGCUGAGGGCUCACCUGCCCUCAAGUGCCAACAAGGACUCCUCCUCUGGAAAAGAGGGGAGGCCAGAUGUACAGCUCCAGGUAUCAGGGGAGGCUGGUCAUUUUUCUCCCAGGUGGCAAGUUCAGUGAUGUUAAACUACCCCAUCUUUGGGAUCCUAUCGGGGAACCUCACUAACUAUAAAAGCCCUUAGCCUCCACAGCCUGCUGAAUCUCACCCCUUCCCAUCGGAUCUUAAUCGGGAUACUUCUCUUUAGGGGGAGCUUUUCUGGACCAGAAUUGAACCUAGGCCUCUGUCCUGCACUGCCCUGCUCCUGUCAUGCUUGCUGGUGUGACUAGACACUCUCCAAAGGCAGGACAGAGAUGGCUGCGAGCGGGACAGAGAAGGGGGAGCAGGAGGAGAUGCGAACGUUGGCUUUGGAGCAUCUGGAAAACCCAGGAUUCUCUCACCGGAAGUGGACGCCAGAAUGCUCCCCUUUGCCACGCCCACACCUGUCAGUCUCCUUGGACUCUGCGACUCCACUACAGAGUGGCCUGCAGCUGGACAUGACACUAAGUAAAGUUGAUUGAUUUCCCCAAAGUCCCCGCACUGGCUCCUUCUGCCACUGCAGCUCCCAGUCCCCUUCCAACUGCUGGCUUCAGGGACUGUCUGCUUCAGGGCCAGUGGAUCCUGGCUGUCGUGAUCCUCUGCUUCUGACCCUUACCCACGCUCCCAUCUUGAGGGUCUCUCUGUAAACUCUCCUUCCCCUUCCACCUGCAGAGAGAGCUGCAGUCUGAGCAGACCCCAGAGUUGCUCCUUUCCUUUGCACUUGCCUCUGAAAUCCAGAGAUGCCCCUGGCGAUGGAGCCUAGCAGGUACAAGCCCAUCUGCAUCUCAAACUUCAAGGCUGUGCCUCUCUCCUGGCUACGGAGUACAAAGAGGCUUGGCCAGGAGAGGUACUGAGGGACAGAAGAAUCUGAGCAGAAUCUAGUUAAGACAAGAACACAGACUCGGUCUUGUGGGGAGUUUGUGAACCCGAAAUUUCUCUAGGCCAGGUUCUCUGGUUUCUGAAAACUGGUUCUCUCCAGGGUGUUAAGGAGACUCAAAGACCAAAGCCUGGCUUUUCCCACCAAAAGCUAAGGUUCUGUCCUGAGGCUUUAUCUCACGUGACACAGCUCAUGACACCAGGCAGGAUCAGCAAGUUGACCAAACCCCUGCUUUGAAAUGGUCUUACAGGCAAUAGAGGUGUGAUAUCAAGAGCUGGCCUUCUGCCUGGGAAGCAGCUUCCAUGCACAGGCAAGCAUUAAUGGAUGCAGUGCUAUUGCUGAGCUUGGGUAGCCAGGGCGAGGUGACUUGAUCUUGAAAGAAACGGCUGGAGCAGCUUCAGAAGAUCAAGCAUGUCAGACGAGAGGAGACAUGGUGAUCCAGCCCCACUGUCCCCUAAGGACCGGAUCGUUCUUUCAAAGAACUCCUGUGUCUAAAAGUAGCUGCUCCAAUGGGUGUGAGCACUGGGGAGGGGAGGGGAGAGCUCAGCUUCCCUUCCUGGUGCCGCUCUCCAGGGCCCCCAGUUCCUGGCAGAUCCAGAAGGCAUGACAUGAAGACUGCCAAUCUAGGCCAUUCUACAGGUGAGUGACAGAGAAGUGACAAGCUUUCAGUGCCAAACAACCUGGGACAAAGCUAGAGGCAAGCCGGAGGGCGCUUUUGCUUCCUUUUGUUGUGUUCCCGGGACGCUGAGAUCUACCUCCCACCCCAAGCGGCCCUAGCUAAGUGGAGCAGAAACUCAAAUGAGAACGUAAGAAUGCGGAAAAGCCAGAAGGCAUCUUCCCUCAGUAUCCAUGUGGAGAUGGUUCCAGCCCCGCCCUCAGGGUGCCGAAAUCUGAGGAUGCUCAAGUCCCUGGUGUAGAACUGUGUGGUAUCUGCAUAUAACGAAGCAUAUUCUCCUGUAUAUUUCAAUUGUCUCUAGAGCACUUAUAACGCCCAAUAUGAUGUAAAUGCUGUCGGUCCUUACACUGUGUUGUUAUAAUAAUGACGAGG
Molecule: messenger RNA, 6509 nt
Organism: Chionomys nivalis (European snow vole)
Lineage: Eukaryota; Metazoa; Chordata; Mammalia; Rodentia; Cricetidae
Gene: Disp2
Product: dispatched RND transporter family member 2
Exons: 8
Coding region: 253-4281 (1342 amino acids)
Source: RefSeq, a predicted model, not a curated record